CGGUCACUCAGUUAACUGGGUCAGCGAUUCUCAACAGCCAGCAACAACUCACAACGCAAAAACCCCGUAACGCCGUGUUCCCCCGCUGCCCUCACGCCGCCAUGUUUCCCACACUUGUGCGGCGAUUGGCACAGGCUGCCAAGCCGCAGCUGAACGCGGCGGCCGCACAUCCCGAGUACAAGUACAAACUCAAAAAGGUGUGGCCGCCCGACAUCCAGAGCAUGACGCCGCAACAGCAGCUGCGCUUCGAGAAAAAGUACAAGCGAAGGUUAAAGCUCGCCACGGCCCGACCACGGUGGGACAAGUUUGUACGAUUGGCCCAGCUGUUUACAACAACAUGUAAGGUGGCCGUCACUUCCAUCAAGAGUUCUUGGAUAAUAAUUGACUCUGUUUGCCUAGUCGUCCUAGCAUACGCCGUGCUCUUCAUGGACUGGAAAGACAUCCCCACCCCCUUUGACUCGGUGAGAUCUCUUUCUUAUUUUCCCAGGCCCGCUUCCGAUAUUUGUCUAACCUUCUGUCAAGAUUCGCGAGAGGUUCUUCAGUUUCUUCGGCGUCUUUACCGAAGACGCGAGAAAGCUCACCAUGAAGAACCAGCCUUCCGCUCCACCGUCGUCCCCUGGGCCGACGAGUAAGCAGUAAUCUCAUCAUGGUGCGGCGUCGGCUGCCGCGUCUCCCCUCCACCUUG
Messenger RNA from Thermothelomyces thermophilus ATCC 42464, 685 nucleotides. RefSeq lists its product as uncharacterized. Lineage: Eukaryota; Fungi; Ascomycota; Sordariomycetes; Sordariales; Chaetomiaceae. The transcript has a single exon. The coding region runs from base 102 to 632 and encodes 176 amino acids. The record is from RefSeq and is a predicted model, not a curated record.